GCGGGGCGCACGGCCAUGCAGCGCGGCGGCGGCGGCGGCGGCGGCGGCCCGGGGGGCAGCGGCGCGGGGGGCCCGGGCGCCGCCUUCUCCAUCGACUCCCUGAUCGGGCCGCCGCCGCCGCGCGCCGGCCACUUGCUCUACACCGGCUACCCCAUGUUCAUGCCCUACCGGCCCCUCGUGCUGCCGCAGGCGCUGGCGCCCGCGCCGCUGCCCGCCGGCCUCCCGCCGCUCGCCCCGCUCGCCUCCUUCGCCGGCCGCCUCACCAACACCUUCUGCGCCGGCCUGGGCCAGGCCGUGCCCUCCAUGGUGGCGCUGACCACCGCGCUGCCCAGCUUCGCCGAGCCGCCCGACGCCUUCUACGGGCCGCCCGAGCUGGCCGCCGCCGCCGCCGCCGCCGCCGCCGCCGCCGCGUCCCGGAGCGGCGCGGAGCCGGGCGGCCGCCGCCCCGAGGGCGCGCUGGACGCCGACGAGCUGCUGCCCGCCCGCGAGAAAGUGGCCGAGCCGCCGCCUCCACCGCCGCCGCCGCCGCCGCCGCCGCCGCCGCCGCCGCCGCACUUCGAGACUUUCCCAAGUCUGCCGGCGGAGGGCAAGAUGUACAGCUCGGACGAGGAGAAGCCGGAGGCGCCCGCGGGAGACCCCAGCAGCGAGCCCGAGGAGGGGUCCGGCGAGAGCGAGGACGACGGGGCUUUCCUGGACGGUUCCGCCGGGGCCCCGGGGGCGCCUCUGCUGGGCCCCAAGCCCAAGCUGAAGGGAGGCCUGGGGCCCGGCGCCGAGGAGGGGCCCGCGGGGGCCGCGGGGGUGCCGGCGCCGGGGGGCAAGAGCCGGCGGCGCCGCACGGCCUUCACCAGCGAGCAGCUGCUGGAGCUGGAGAAGGAGUUCCACUGCAAGAAGUACCUGAGCCUGACCGAGCGCUCGCAGAUCGCACACGCCCUCAAGCUCAGCGAGGUGCAGGUCAAGAUCUGGUUCCAGAACCGCCGCGCCAAGUGGAAGCGCAUCAAGGCGGGCAACGUGAGCAGCCGCUCGGGGGAGCCCGUGCGGAACCCCAAGAUCGUCGUGCCCAUCCCCGUGCACGUCAACAGGUUCGCGGUGCGCAGCCAGCACCAGCAGCUGGAGCAGGGCGCCCGGCCCUGAGGCCCGACGGGGGCGGCCCCCCCCACCGGGAAAGGACGCAGCUCCCGGGGACUCGGGGCGUCAGGCCGGGGGGCCCAGGGUCCUGCCGCCAGAGGAGCUGGAGGGACAGGGACCUGGGGGGCUUCCUGGGGUCGUGCUGGCCUCAGCGCCGUAUUUAUUUGAUGUAAAGUUUGUACAUACGGACUUUCUGCCUCUGAUCUGUCCGUCCCAGGGGGGAAGGAGAGCCCGGUCCUCCCUGGCCGUGGCGGGGGCGCGAGGGCACGGCCUGCACCGUCUCCUCCCACCCCUGCCCGGUGAGGGCAGGGCAGACACGCCAGGUAGGUCCACCUGUCUGGCUCGAGGCUGGACACUGACGCGACCAGUCCCUGGUAGGCCCCCGGGAAAGGGCGCCGUCCCCCCGAGCCCCAGGGCAGGAGCGGGGGUGGGAUGGCCCUCCUCUAGGCCCUCCGCUAGGGAGCCUUGGGGAGCCCCGAGUCUGUGUGGGCCCAGAGGGCGUUCGGGCAGCCGCGAGGGGCAGGCCAGAGGCUGCAGUCGGCACUCGGAGAGCAGGAGGGGCCGGGCUAAGGGCAGAGCCGGGCAGAAGGCAGCGGGCAGUGGCCCAGCAGACACGGGCCCCGGGGCAGGCCCAGCUCCCGCCCGCCUCUGUCUGUCCCUCCCAGGGACGCCCCUGGGCGACACUCGGCCUUGCUGGGGCGUCCCCGGGGCCCAGCCGCAGGCAGUCUGGGCCACUGAGCAGAAGGUGACCUGAGCCCUGACUGGGGUCUCUGUCCCCAGCUGGGGCAUGUGAGCAGCUUGGGGGCCAGCGGGGGGUGGGGGUGUCUCUGUCCUUAGGCUGGAUUCCAGCAAGGCUUCCAGGCCGAAGCAGGUUGCCCGGCCCAGCCCCCCGCCCGGGGGAGCCCCCGGCGUGCAGGGCAGCUCCAGAGCAGGGCGAGCAGAGGGCAGGAGGGCCAUUCCACUGUCCUUGGACUCCAGCGGGCCCCAGACGGCUCAGGGCGCCCCACUCAGCUCCCCCCUGCAGGGCCUGGAGCGACUUGUGCCGGACCUCACGCCCUGCCCUGCCCUAGAGAGAAGGCCUCAGCCUUGCAAGGGGCUGCCGCGAACCAAAAACGAAAUAAAGCCCGCUCUCCCCUCUGCAGAGUUCCUUGCUUAUUCACCACGCGUGGCGGGUGCCCCAGUGCCAGGCUCUGGGUGUGGGUGCUCCUUGCCAGAGCCGGCACGCAAAGGCCUCGGUGCUGCCGGGCCGGCCCGAGACUUGGUCCUGUUCGUCCCCGAAGUG
Sorex araneus (European shrew) is the source of this 2407-nucleotide messenger RNA. It is a transcript of the gene GBX1, whose product is annotated as gastrulation brain homeobox 1. Lineage: Eukaryota; Metazoa; Chordata; Mammalia; Eulipotyphla; Soricidae. The record is from RefSeq and is a predicted model, not a curated record. The coding region runs from base 16 to 1131 and encodes 371 amino acids. The transcript is spliced from 3 exons. Gene Ontology annotation, molecular function: DNA-binding transcription factor activity, RNA polymerase II-specific; RNA polymerase II transcription regulatory region sequence-specific DNA binding. Gene Ontology annotation, biological process: regulation of nervous system development; regulation of transcription by RNA polymerase II. Gene Ontology annotation, cellular component: nucleus.